AAAUCCUCCUGUUUUUAUUGGUGCUUGCAACCCAAGAUGGUCUCAAAUUCCGUGUCGCCAAGUGCCGAUUCCGAACGUACAAGCGAUGGCGACGACGAGCAACUGACACUCAUAGCAAUAUACAAUUCGCGCAGUGGGAGCCGGCUCGCCAAGAAGCUAGCCGAACUUCCCGUUCCCCACAAAGUAUUGCCCAAUGCGCGUUUAUGGUGCUACAAUCUUCGCGACACGGAAUCGUUCAAUCGAGGCUUGGAGCAUAUUCAAAAACAAAUCGAACUAUCUCUGAAUAAGCAGAACCAGGAGUGUGGUCGACCGAGACCAAAUUGCUGGGUGUUGUCAUGCGGUGGAGACGGUACAGUUCCCGCAAUUGUUGGUGCGCUCAAUGAACGUAGUGUACCUGUCUUCAGUGAACGCGUUGUCUUUGCCGUUUUACCCUUUGGUACGGCAAACAUCCUGGCCCGCUUUCUCGGAUGGGGCAGUUCGAUGCCAAAGGACUACAUGGACUCAUUAUCAGAUCUGAUCGAGAAGAUCGUACAAGCGCCCGUCGCAAUGGUGGAUCUAAUGCGAGUGGAGGUUUCUGGGUCUAAAGAUAGGGAUGACGAGGCUAAGCAGAGUCAUCCUGACUAUAGAUUUGAUGAACCCGCCCGUGACACACACUACAUGAUGCUGCAAGUGUGCAUUGGCCUUGAAGCGCGGUUCGGUCGGUUCAUUGAAAAGCAUCGGUCAAGCUCACGGAUCUGUAACAUGCUAAUCUCCAGCUUCAACGUGCUUCGGCAACUCCUCCUGCCGCACCCCCACAUCAACCACGUCAUAUCUGCCAUACACUCUCAAACUCCGUCGUGGUCACCAACCAUGCUCGCAUCGCACACUGCGAUCCAAUUGAACCUUCAAAAUAUCCCAGUAGCAGGAGGGAAAGACCAUUCGCUCUGGAAUUGGAACGCAUCAGCGGAUGCGCGACACAUGCCAUCACAAAAAAUUGAUGAUAACAAACUAGAAGCAUUUGUAUAUCCUUGCAAACAUCGGUAUUUGGUGAAUAACUUCCUUGCGGCAUUUCGGAAGGAGACAGAUGUGGAUGCCCUCGGACAAGUUGAAUGCCCUCUGAAGAUUGUAUUUGAUACCAGCCAGAAGGACCUUGCCCAAACUUAUGUGUACAUUGAUGGGGAAUACAUACAUAUACAACGACCAACGGAACUGUCAAUCGAAAGGGCAGGGCAGGUAGCGCUUGCCAUCCAUCCCGAUAGGGCCGUCGCCGUGAGAGAGUUUCUCUCCUCAGAUGAGAAUAUUAGAGAUAGCGCUGUCUCUUUAGCGGCCAAUACACCAUAGCAUGUGCCUUUUGGCUUUAGCUUUGUAGAGUUUUUGAGCCUGUAAAUGUUUGCUGAAGCGUAGAAAUAAACAUGCUCACGCAUUGCA
Spizellomyces punctatus DAOM BR117 is the source of this 1407-nucleotide messenger RNA. RefSeq lists its product as uncharacterized. The coding region runs from base 37 to 1320 and encodes 427 amino acids. The record is from RefSeq and is a predicted model, not a curated record. Gene Ontology annotation, biological process: signal transduction. Lineage: Eukaryota; Fungi; Chytridiomycota; Chytridiomycetes; Spizellomycetales; Spizellomycetaceae. Gene Ontology annotation, molecular function: ATP-dependent diacylglycerol kinase activity. The transcript is spliced from 4 exons.